GUCAGAAAGAGAGUUUAAAAAGGGGGGAGCCUGUGGAGAGCUCACUAGCCGCGGUCGCCUGCCCUCUGCCUGCAGAUCCCCGCUUGGAGUUUGACCGCCGCUCUUGGCUGGGCUCCCGCUCCCGGCUCCGCGGAGAUGCUGUCCUGCCGCCUUCAGUGCGCGCUGGCCGCGCUCUCCCUCGUCCUGGCCCUGGGUGGCGUCACCGGCGCGCCCUCGGACCCCCGGCUCCGUCAGUUUCUGCAGAAGUCCCUGGCUGCUGCUGCGGGAAAGCAGGAACUGGCCAAAUACUUCUUGGCAGAGCUGCUGUCUGAACCCAACCAGACAGAGAAUGAUGCCCUGGAACCUGAGGAUUUGUCGCAGGCUGCGGAGCAGGACGAGAUGAGGCUGGAGCUGCAGAGAUCCGCGAACUCCAACCCGGCGAUGGCGCCUCGAGAGCGCAAAGCCGGCUGCAAGAAUUUUUUCUGGAAGACGUUCACAUCCUGCUAGCUUUAUUAAUGAUUGGCGUCUCUAUCAGACCUCUGAUUCCUUCCCUUCAAACCCCAUUUCUCUUUCCGAAUCCCCCACAUCCUCAGCAAGAUCCUUGUAUUAGAAAUCGAAGACUGUAAAUAUCAAAUAAAAUUAUGGUGAAAUUAUGGAAAACAA
This is a messenger RNA of Heterocephalus glaber (naked mole-rat), 642 nucleotides long. RefSeq names its product somatostatin (gene Sst). Lineage: Eukaryota; Metazoa; Chordata; Mammalia; Rodentia; Bathyergidae. The record is from RefSeq and is a predicted model, not a curated record. Gene Ontology annotation, molecular function: hormone activity. Gene Ontology annotation, biological process: regulation of cell migration. Gene Ontology annotation, cellular component: extracellular region.